Messenger RNA from Chrysemys picta bellii (western painted turtle), 951 nucleotides. NCBI's taxonomy places the organism in Eukaryota, Metazoa, Chordata, Testudines, Emydidae. The record is from RefSeq and is a predicted model, not a curated record.
AUGAACAACCAAACCUCCAUGCUGGAGUUCCUUCUCCUCGGAUUCUCUGACAUUUGGGAGCUGCAGAUUCUACACUUCACAGUGUUUCUAGUGGUUUACCUGGCAGCCUUGAUAGGGAACCUCCUUAUCAUCAUAGUCGUAGCCUUUGACCGACAACUUCACACCCCCAUGUACUUCUUCCUGGUCAACUUAUCCUUCCUAGACCUGUGCUACAUCUCUGUGACUGUCCCCAAAUCCAUGGCCAACUCUCUCAUGGACAGCAGAACAAUUUAUUUCUCAGGGUGUGUCACCCAACUCUUCUUGGUUGUCACCUUUGCCAUUACAGAGCUAGCAUUACUCACGGUGAUGGCAUACGAUCGCUAUGUUGCAAUUUGCCAUCCCCUCCAUUAUGGGAUGUUAAUGAACAGGGGCAGGUGUGCCCAGAUGGCAGCUGGGGCCUGGCUCAGCAGCAUGGUGUGUGCCGUGAUACACACCGGUAACACAUUUAGGUUACGCUUCUGCCGCUCCAACAUGGUUGGCCAGUUCUUCUGUAAUAUCCCACAGCUACUAAAGCUCUCCUGUGGGGAUACACGUGUUAAUGAUAUAGUAAUGCUUGUUCUUGGUUCUGUUGCAGCUGUUUCCUGUUUUGUAUUUAUAUUUGUGUCCUACAUUAACAUCUUCUUCACGGUGAUGAGAAUCCCCUCCAACCAGGGCAGGUACAAAGCCUUCUCCACCUGCCUGCCCCACUUGAUUGUUUUCUGUUUGUUUCUUGGCACUUCAGCAUUAACGUACAUGGGACCCAGAUCAAAGUCUUCAAAAGCUUUGGAUCUGGUAGUGGCCGUUUUCUAUUCUGUUGUGCCACCAACCAUGAACCCAAUAAUCUACAGCCUGAGAAACAAUGAGAUAAGGGGUGCGCUCAGGAAAAUGUUAAUUGCUCACCAGCCUGGUCCAAUAUGCAUAAGAUGGAUUUAA